AUGCUGGGACCCUUACAUUACACACACGAGCAGUUAUGGUUUACUAUACAGGCUGAAUUUUGCUUUCCAAAGACAUCAGAAAACAGAGAUAGAAACCCCACGUUCCUGCUCGUGAGCUGUGAGCACCCCGUGCUGCACUUACAUGUGUGGAGGAGCAUGCGAGAUGAGGGCCGCUGCCGAGGCAUCCUGGCCGCGCUGGUCGUCCUGGCUGGGCUGGCAGUUUGUGGAUCCAGCAAUGAAAUCAUAGAGGGUCCCAAGAAUGUCACGGUGCUGAAGGGCUCGGAGGCUCGCUUCAACUGCACCAUCUCGCAGGGCUGGAAGCUCAUCAUGUGGGCUCUGAAAGGCACGGUGGUUCUGAGCAUCACGCCCAUGGAGCCCAUCAUCACCAACGACCGCUUCACCGCCAUGAGUUAUGAAGAGGGCAGUAACUUCAUCUCUGAGAUGAUAAUCCACGACGUACAACUCAGUGAUGCAGGGCAAAUCAAAUGCAGCCUCCAGAACAGUGACCGGGACGGAUCUGCCUUUCUUUCUGUCCAAGUUAUGGGGCGGUUGUUCAUUCCUGAAGGCAGUCUAGUAGUCAUGGAGGAUAAGCCUUGUAAUGUGACUUGCCGCGCAUUGGGCUGGACCCCACUCCCACGUCUUUCCUGGGAGAUUGGGAUUCCAGUGAGCCAUUCGAGCUAUUACUCCAUCCGGGAGCCUGAGGACCUUCAAAGUGCAGUGAGCGUUCUGGCUCUGACGCCGCAGGGCAAUGGCACUGUGACGUGUGUGGCUGAGAUGAAGCGGCUGCACGUCCACGAGUCUGUAACUGUAAAUCUUACUGUGGUUCAGCCUCCCUUGGACAGUAUUGAUAAACCAGGUACAUCAUUGCCUGCCUGGGCCAUAGUUCUACUUGCAGUAUCAUUGUCAUUGUUUUUGAUCCUGAUCAUUGUUCUGAUUAUAAUGUUCUGCUGCUGUGUCUCCAGGAGAGGGAAAGAAGAAUCUAGCUAUCAAAGUGAAAUAAGGAAAUCUGCAAAUAUGAAGACAAACAAAGACACUUCUGGGACAAAGUUAAAAAGCGGGAAUGAAAACUAUGGCUACAGUUCAGAUGACCCGAGGACCACAAAGACUGCUUCUCUCCCUGCAAAGUCCUCUGAACCCAGCGUCCCAGAACAACGUGUCAGCAGGCAACCGCACCAGGGAUCUGAUCAGCACCAGCUGGGCCCAGCAAGUCGCCCACAGGUUUCCUUUAACGUGGCCAGUCCUAAGAAGGUCAGGAAUGUGACUUUGGUAUAG
This is a messenger RNA of Lipotes vexillifer (Yangtze River dolphin), 1272 nucleotides long. It is a transcript of the gene IGSF5, whose product is annotated as immunoglobulin superfamily member 5. Gene Ontology annotation, biological process: cell-cell adhesion. Gene Ontology annotation, cellular component: bicellular tight junction; cell surface. The transcript is spliced from 9 exons. The coding region runs from base 1 to 1272 and encodes 423 amino acids. NCBI's taxonomy places the organism in Eukaryota, Metazoa, Chordata, Mammalia, Artiodactyla, Lipotidae. The record is from RefSeq and is a predicted model, not a curated record.